GAAAGGCGCUUCUUACAAAACGUUCUGGGGGCACUAUUUUCAAUCUGCGAUUUGUGAUCAUAUUAUAACUCUAAUGUGUUCGGAGGAAAAGGAGAUGUGCCCUCUAUGUAUGGAACCGAUGGAGGCGGACGACAUCUCGUUUUACCCAUGUGAUUGUCGUUACCAAGUAUGUCGGUUCUGUUGGGCUAAGAUCAUUAACGAAGAAAAUGGGCUUUGCCCGGCUUGCCGAAAGGAAUAUAAUUCAGAGAAACCGGCUUCCUAUAAACCUAUUUCAGAAGCUGAGGAGUCCCGUUGCAGAUCAAGCAGAAGGCGCAAAGAUUACAUCAAGAAAACGAAGCUAAAUCCGGAAAUGCUCAAAAUCCUCCCAGAGUUAAGGGUCGUACAGCCAAAUCUCAUAUUUGUUGUCGGUUUACCUACAUGGAUCUCAAAGGAUAAGGAUAUACUUAAAGGACAGGAUUAUUUUGGUCGGUAUGGAAAAAUAUUUAAAGUAGAAGUUAACCAAAACCAAACUUUCGGUGGACCACAGGGUCAACCAAGUUUUAGUGCAUAUAUAACAUAUUACCGAGCCGAAGAUGCUAUGCGUUCCAUAAAAGAUCUUAAUCAGAGCACCUUACAUGGGAGACCGAUCCGCGUAUCACUUGGAACCACGAAGUACUGUAGCCAGUUUUUGAGGGGUACGAAAUGUACCAAGCACGAAUGUAUGUACUUACAUGAGUUGGGUGAUUCAGCGGCUAGUUUUACUAAAGAAGAAAUGCAAGCUGGAAAACAUACUGAAUACAUGAAUAAGCUGUUGCAAGAUUUCUGUCAGUCUAAAUCAUAUUCAAUUGAUUCACAAAAAGAAGAAUCAACAACAGAUUCGUCUUUCGUCUCAAGUCCCAAUGAUGGUUCUUCAGUACCACCACCACCACCACCACCUCAUACCAGUGAAUCAAGCAGUAGUUAUUCAAAUGGACGUAAUAAUCGAUCCAAAUUCGACGAUACAACCAUGAUGUCUGUGGACAACUCGAGUUUACAAGUUUCAGAUCGAUGUAGUAGUAGUAGUAGUACACAGUGUAACCAAUCGAGUGUAGUAUCCCUUAGAGAGGUUCGUAAAUUAAGACAUAAUACUGAUAAAGAUCAUUCAAAUACUGCUUCAGUUCCCGGUGCUUCAUUAACUGAUAAAUCUAAAUCAAAUUAUAAUAAUUCUAGUAAACCAACUAGUUGGAAUCAUUCAUCCUCAAUGUCAUCAUCAUCAUCAGAUUAUUCAACUAGUCGAAGGCUGGGAAAAAACUCAUAUGGUACUUUUCAUUUUAAGAAUUCCUCCGACACUGCAAACACAGAUAAAUCAUAUUCAGAAGGAAUUAAAUCCACUUAUGUCCGGCAUCAUGAUUCUACACAGAAUCGAAUUUUACUGCCCCGAUCUAUCGCAUCUAAUCAAGUAUCCAAUCGUACUGAGCCUAGUUGUACCAACAAUAAUGGUGGCUGUCAUCGUACAUGGUGUCGUCCUAAUUCAGAAACUUCAUUAAAUAUGCAACCAAUACUAGGAGAUGAACCAGCAGAUAUUGAUUUUGAUCCUUUUCGAGAAUCUCAACAAGGUUUAGCUGAACUUCUAGCUGCUGAAGUUGCACGUCUUAAUGUAUCUGAUUCACUGUCCGAUCAUCAUGUUUGUUUAACCAAUGGAUCGUCGGUUGGUAUUUCACAUUGUCCAAAUGAAUUACAAUCUUCAAAUUCAGAUACUACUAGGUUUGCUCAAGCUAAUUUAAGUGCAAAUUCAGCACAAACUGAAAAAUUACAUUCUUGGUAUUCUAAUACAGUAGUAGUAUCACAUCAUAGAAAUAAUCAUAUUGAUUCGAACAAAUUAUCUAACGUGAGUUCAAAUAAUUUUACUAGUGUUUAUCCUCCACCGGGUUUUGAAGAAGCUGUUGUACAAUGUUAUGAUCAGUCUUCCGAUAAUCAAUUUUUAACAUCUACUAAAACUGAUGUAUUGAACUCCAAUUAUUCAGAAUUAUCCUAUUCAUGUCCUGAAAGCUUUGGAUAUAACAACAACAACAACAACAACAACGAUAUACAUAGCACAAACGGAUCCUUAUUACAACCGUGUACUUUUCCUUGUAGUCUUCCACCUACAGAUUCUACAGAAAAAUUAAUGACAAAUUCUUUGUCAUCAUAUGAUGAUUGGAUACGAGCUAAACGUGUAUCUGAUCAUCAUAAUGCUAUCUAUUCAGACACUUUGUUUUCAUCCAUUCCUACUAUCCUACCAGAUAUUAGUAGUAGCUCAUUAUCAUUAAAACAAGAUGAUUCAACUUCACAUUUAUCUAGUCAAUUUAUGACCAACAUAUUCAAUGCUGUUUUUAAUUCCCAAUCAAGUAUGAAUAAUACUAAUGAAUUAAAUGGAAUAGUCUAUGACAAGUCAUCAGUAAAAACUUCUUCUACUUCUUCUUCUAUGUUUGAUCUCAGUCAAUUGGUUAAUCAUUUAUAUCAUCAGUCAUCUGGGUUUUCAAAUGUUAAUACCCAUAGUCCUUCUAAUCAUUGGUCUACUAGAGUCAAUAUACCAUUUGGUUAUAAUACACAUAAUGAGGUUUUAGAUGCUUCUAUUUAUUCAAGUUCGUUAGUAGUGCCUAUCUCUUCGAAUACAUUGAAUUUUGGAAAAUAUGUUGGAUCUAAUAAAAUGAGUUCUUUUCCUACUACUACUACUACUACUAAUACUACUAAUACUACUAGCAAUGAUUAUCAACAACAUCAGAAAAUCCCGUUUAGCACAAAUAACACUAAUAAUACCAAUAAUAAUCAUGGCAGUUUCUGUUGCAAUCCAGACUUGAACGAUAUGAAUUCACGCCCUAACAAUAAUAAUAAUAAUACCAAUAAUUCAAUGAAUCCAGCUUCCACAUUAACAUGGCAACUUGAUGAUCCCGCGAUUGUAUCCAGUCGAUUAGCAUCUUCAAACUCCACAUUGAAAAAUAAUCAAGUCCCGUCUACAUGGAAAUCACCUCCGAAUAUUCUUGAACAAAUUUGGCGAACCACUCCACAUUUCCAAUCAUUUUUUGACCCAUCUUUAGCUUUCACCGCUGCUACCGCCGCCCCCUCAUCCUCCUCCUCCUCCUGUGGUUCCUCCACCAUCAACAACAACAACAAUUCUUCAUAUAUUUCACAAUCUGGUUUCAAAAAUCCAAAUCGAUCACAUCAACAGCAACAACCACAACCACCACUACCAUCAACAUUGACCAGAGGAGAUACGUUGAUACAUCAUUCUUCGUCUCAUUGUCAAUUAAAAGAAUGAAAAAAAUAGGAAAUUUUACUACUGCAACAACUUCAUCAUCAUCAUCAUCAGCAGCAGCAUCGACAACAGCAACGUGUGUUGUUGUUGUUGUUUGUCUCAAACUCUCUCAUGAAUUGGUCGAUUUUGGUUAAGAGCCAAUAAAUAGUUUAAGAUUUUUACUCUUUCUCUCUCUCUAUCUCUUUGUCUCUCUCUGUCUCUCUCUCUCUCUGUCUCUCUCUUCUUUUACACAAUAUUUCAAAUUUGUGCAAUCAGUAGGUAGUAGUUCUGUGACCAUCUCAGUCAGAUAUGUUCUUUUUAAUAUGAAAAACAAUUAACAGAACAAACAGAACAAACAAUGAAAAGAGAUGAAAUUUUCAGUAUGAUGAUAUUCUUUCUUAUCCUCCUAAAAAAAAUCAAUCACCAUUUCAUUGCCCUAAUAACCUAUUUGAAACAAAAAUAUAAAUAUAUAUAUAUAUAAGUUAA
Messenger RNA from Schistosoma turkestanicum, 3718 nucleotides. Lineage: Eukaryota; Metazoa; Platyhelminthes; Trematoda; Strigeidida; Schistosomatidae. The record is from the annotation of a GenBank genome assembly.